This is a messenger RNA of Fusarium coffeatum, 645 nucleotides long. RefSeq lists its product as uncharacterized. The coding region runs from base 1 to 645 and encodes 214 amino acids. NCBI's taxonomy places the organism in Eukaryota, Fungi, Ascomycota, Sordariomycetes, Hypocreales, Nectriaceae. The record is from RefSeq and is a predicted model, not a curated record. The transcript has a single exon.
AUGCAAUACUCCACUCUCAUCACUGCUGCUCUGUCAGUCGCCUCUGUUGCCGCUGCCCCCAACAACAAGCUGCCCUGCCGCAGCCUUGAGGAGUGCAACCUGGUCAACAUCCCCUCCGGCUCCCUCUGCGGCCUCGUCGGCUACCGCACCAACAACGAGGCCAAGUCCUACGACAGCAUCCACAAGGGCAAGCUGACCCUUGACGGCUGCAUCAAGGCCUGUGGCACCACCAAGCCCGACUGCAAGUCCAUCACCUACGAUGAUGUCAACGGCAUCUGCUACUUCUCCAAGUUCGACAUCAAGACCACUGCUGUCCAGCAGAAGCCCACCGGCUACAAGUUCUACGACGCUGGCUGUGGCUUCGCUAACUCCAAGGACGGCGCCAUCUGCGGUCGUCAGGGCUGGCGCAACAACGGGGCUGCCACUAGCUACGAUAGCGUCCACAAGGGUGCUCUUGACCGCAAGAACUGUGUUGCUGCUUGUGGUACUACCAAGCCUGACUGCAAGGCUGUUGCUUACGAUGAGCCCAACGGUAUCUGCUAUUUCUUCAAGCACACCGGUACUACCAUCAACCCCGCUGAUGCCGGCAAGGGCUUUGCCUGGUACGAUGCUCGCUGCCUCGACUGCCCUGCCAUCAAGCUCUAA